AUGUCCAACACGAGAUCUGGCUCCAGCGAGGGUGUGGAUUGGAAACUUCUCCUUUGGCUGUCGUACAAGAUCACCGUCAAGCUCACCUGUCACACGGGGCAUUCUUACAACUAG
Molecule: messenger RNA, 114 nt
Organism: Penicillium oxalicum
Lineage: Eukaryota; Fungi; Ascomycota; Eurotiomycetes; Eurotiales; Aspergillaceae
Exons: 1
Coding region: 1-114 (37 amino acids)
Source: RefSeq, a predicted model, not a curated record